This is a messenger RNA of Penicillium lagena, 11754 nucleotides long. RefSeq lists its product as uncharacterized. The coding region runs from base 1 to 11754 and encodes 3917 amino acids. NCBI's taxonomy places the organism in Eukaryota, Fungi, Ascomycota, Eurotiomycetes, Eurotiales, Aspergillaceae. Gene Ontology annotation, molecular function: phosphopantetheine binding; fatty acid synthase activity; 3-oxoacyl-[acyl-carrier-protein] synthase activity. The transcript is spliced from 8 exons. Gene Ontology annotation, biological process: secondary metabolite biosynthetic process; fatty acid biosynthetic process. The record is from RefSeq and is a predicted model, not a curated record.
AUGAUGGUUGUAACCGAGCCCAUCGCCAUCGUGGGAAGCGCCUGCCGGUUUCCUGGCGAGGCGACCUCACCCUCCAAGCUGUGGGAUUUGCUCAAGAACCCGCGAGAUGUCCUGACUGAAAUUCCCGAAAGUCGCUUCAAUACGAAAGCCUUCUACCACCCCGACGGCCUUCACCAUGGCACCACCAAUGUCCGGCACUCCUAUGUGUUGACUGAGGAUCACCGCUUGUUCGACGCGCGUUUCUUUGGGACCAAACCAGUUGAGGCACAUUCGAUUGAUCCUCAGCAGCGUCUGCUACUGGAGACUGUCUAUGAAUGCUUAGAAUCGGCUGGCAUCCCAAUGGAGCACUUACAAGGCUCCGACACGGGAGUUUAUGUUGGCUUGAUGACGAACGACUAUGCGGAUCUUCUGGGACGAGACGUCCAAAAUCUUCCUACGUACUUCGCAUCAGGAACAGCGCGGAGUAUUCUCUCGAAUCGGAUCUCCUAUUUCUUUGACUGGCAUGGGCCCUCGAUGACCAUCGACACAGCCUGCUCAUCCAGCUUGGUUGCACUACACCAAGCAGUCCAGAGCCUACGGAGUGGUGAAAGCAGCGUGGCAGUUGCAGCAGGUACAAACCUCCUAUUAGGCCCCGAGCAGUACGUUGCGGAGAGCAAAUUGAAGAUGCUUUCGCCCAAUGGCCGCUCCCGCAUGUGGGACAAGGACGCGGAUGGCUAUGCACGUGGUGACGGGAUUGCGGCCGUGAUUGUCAAGACAUUGAGUGCAGCGCUAGCAGAUGGCGAUCACAUCGAGUGUAUCAUCCGAGAGACCGGCACAAACCAGGACGGAAGAACAAAAGGAAUCACUAUGCCCAAUCCUGUGGCCCAAGCAGACCUUAUUCGAACGACAUAUGCCAGAGCGGGCCUCGAUCUGUCGAAGCCCAGCGACCGUCCACAGUAUUUUGAAGCUCAUGGAACCGGAACGCCGGCGGGCGAUCCCGUUGAGGCAGAAGCGAUCAGCACUGCAUUUUUUGGUCCAUCUGCAAAGUACUACCGACGGCCAGGAGAGGAACACCCAUUAUAUGUUGGCUCAGUUAAGACCGUUAUCGGGCAUACUGAAGGCACGGCUGGCCUCGCGGCUGUUCUGAAGGCAUCGCUGGCCUUGCAAUGCGGAAUCAUCCCACCGAAUCUCCUGUUGAACGAGCUGAGCUCGACUGUCCGGCCGUUUUAUACCGACCUUGAAAUCCUCAAAUCCGCCCAAGAUUGGCCUCAACUUCCAAUCGGAGUACCUCGGCGUGCCAGUGUGAACAGCUUUGGAUUUGGUGGAGCCAAUGCUCACGCGAUUCUUGAGACAUUCGAAUCCCAUAUGUCAAUGGAUGUGCUACCACGCCGUGAGACUGUGAAUAUGUUGCCGUUUAACUUCUCUGCAGCCUCGGAAAAAUCGCUUCUAACAAUCAUGGCAUCCUACUCAGAAUACCUUAAGAUGGAUCAGGAUGUGAAUCUGCGAGAUCUGUCAUGGACACUGAACUGUCGCCGGUCAACACUGCCUGUCCGCUUUUCUGUCUCAGCAUCGAGCGUGGAGGAUUUGGCCGCAAAGCUUCACAAAGCUACGCAAUCAUCGUCUGAAACCUCGACUAUUACUCAAAACCCAAGUGUUCGCAAGCAGAAGCUACUAGGCAUUUUUACCGGACAGGGUGCACAAUGGGUUCGAAUGGGUGCAGAGCUGCUGGCCAGCUCUCCUUUGGCUAUUGAUUGUGUCUCGCGGUUGGAAAAGUCCUUGCAAAAGCUCCCAGAAGAGCAUCGCCCCUCUUGGUCCCUGAAAGAAGAGCUUCUCAAGGAUGCCGCCUCAUCUCAAAUUGGAAAAGGUGAAUUUUCUCAGCCCUUAUGCACUGCGAUUCAAAUUGUGCUAGUGGAACUUCUUCGCGCAGCGCAUGUUCAAUUUCACACUGUUGUGGGCCAUUCGUCGGGAGAGAUUGCCGCAGCUUUUGCAGCAAAGUACAUCAGUGCCGAGGAUGCUAUUCGAAUUGCAUACUAUCGUGGCUGGUCAUUACAGUAUUCCGGUGCCCAUAAUGGCGUCCAGGGUGCUAUGAUGGUUGCUGGAACUUCUUUCGAGGAUGCCAAAGAGCUCUGCGAAAUGCCGACACUCGAUAAACGGAUCUGCGUUGCUUGCAGCAACUCUUCUACCAAUGUCACGCUUUCCGGGGAUGCAGACGCUAUCGAUGAGGCGAUAGAGAUCUUCCAAGACGAGAAGAAGUUCAAUCGUCGGCUCAAAGUGGACAAGGCAUACCACUCUCCCCAUAUGAUGCCUUGUAGUGACCCUUAUAUCGAGGCCAUUCGGAAGUGCGGCGUGCGUAUUCAAUCUCGUCCAAGUGGCAGCGCCACUUGGAUAUCCAGCGUCUACGUCGAUGACGUUGAAAACGUCAGGGAGAACCUCAUUGACACAUACUGGAUCAGCAACAUGCUGAGCCCAGUGCUGUUCUCCGAGGCAAUUUCUUACGCGGUUGGCGCAGCUGGUCCUUUUGAUAUGGCGUUGGAGAUCGGGCCUCAUCCAGCGCUACAGGGACCUGUAAAGGAAACAGUUCAAGAGAUCUCUGGCAACACAAUACCUUACUCAGGUACGUUGAGUCGGAAUAAGAACGACUGUGAGAUGUUUGCCUCUUCUCUUGGAUCCUUGUGGGUGUCACUUGGAGAGAGUGCAGUGGAUUUUUCAAGCUUUGACCGCAAAGCGGGUGACACUGGUGAUGCCCCUAAGCUGAUCAAGGGGCUUCCUUCUUAUUGCUGGGACCACGACCGCGUCUACUGGCACGAAUCUCGCCUAUCAACCACGUUUCGAGCGGGGCAAGAGGAAUUCCAUCACCUGCUAGGCAUGAGAUGUCCUGAUGGGACGAUUGAUCAACUGCGUUGGCGCAACUAUCUCAAUCCUCGAGAGAUUCAAUGGCUCGCAGACCAUCAAGUUCAGGGACAGAUGGUCUUCCCCGCGGCAGGCUAUAUAUCUGCGGCGAUUGAAUGUAUUCUCCGGCAAUAUGCCCUGGAAUCGGUCCAGUUGAUCGAUUUCCACGACGUGAUUAUUGGCCAAGCUUUGGUGCUCGAGGAGAACACCGGGGUUGAGACUGUUUUUGAUCUCAAGAUCACCGAGCGCAGAAGCGACCGCGUCAAAGCAAUAUUCUCAUGUCAUUCCGCUGUGAACAGGGCAUCUUCUUCUCUGGCACUUCAUGCGUCUGCACAAGUACAGAUUGUCCUUGGCAACCCAAAGCAAGAUGUGCUCCCUCCUCGAAAGGGCACAUAUGAUGGCUUUCUGGACCUAGAAUCCAACCGAUUCUACCAGUCAGUAUCAAAACUGGGGUUCGGUUAUACAGGUCCUUUCCAAUCUCUCUCUGACUUGAGCAGAAAAAUGGAUGAAGCGACCGGGUUGGUCGCUGUCCCGACAGACCAAAACGAACGUCCUUUGCUCGUUCACCCGGCAUCACUGGAUGGUGCCAUUCAGUCCAUUAUGCUAGCCUAUUGCUUUCCUGGUGACGGAAGAUUGCGCACUAUUUACCUGCCCACCAAGAUUGACUGUGUGCGCAUUAAUCCCUCUGGUUGGGUGGAACUUGGGGGCCCCGGAGCAAGUCUUCCAUUCCACUCCUUGGUAGGAUCUGCAAAAUUCUCUGAGUUGUCGGGUGAUGUAAACCUAUUUUCUGCGGAUGGAGACACCAUUCUUCAGCUUCAAGGUCUUCAUACCACGCCACUCAGCCCUCUCACGGCUGCCAGUGAUGUUCAGCUUUUCACAGAGAUCACCUGGGGAUAUGAAAUCCCGAGGACAAGUGCUUUUGAUCCGGGCAGGGACUGGUUAGAAGAAAGCCACACACUGGCCCUGGACUUGGAGCGAUUGGCACACUUCUAUUUGAAGAAUCUUGCCCUCUCUACCACACCAACAGAACGUGCUGGAGCCACAUGGCAUAAUACUCAUAUGCUUUCAAAUGCUGAGCAUUGUCUGUCCUUGGUUAAAUCAGGAAAGCAUCCUUUUGCUAAAUCGCAGUGGGCGGAUGAUACAAAGGAGGAAGCCUAUCGGAUUCUGAGCCGAUAUCCCGACUCUAUUGAUGUCAAAAUUAUUCACGCAGUUGGCGAAAACUUUCCUUCAGUUAUUCGCGGAGAGAAGAAUAUUUUGGACGUACUAACAGAGGAGAACAGGCUGAAAGAAUUCUACGCCAACACACUUGGGGUCCAACAUUGUCGCAAGGAAAUGGCUCAAAUGGCUGGUCAAAUCAGCUAUCGCUACCCGCAUAUGAACGUCCUAGAAAUAAGAGCUGGCGCUGGCGAAACAGCCAAUCUCAUUCUGCACGAAAUGAACACUGCUUUCGCUUCCUACACAUAUACUGAUAUUUCAACUGGAUUCUUCGAUGACGCCAAGGAGAGAUUCAGUGACCGUUUGUCGAAAAUGACUUUCAAAGUGCUUAACAUUGAGAACGAUAUCAUCGAUCAGGGCUAUGCAGAGAAAUCAUUCGAUCUGAUAAUAGCUUCCCUGGCGCUUUAUGCCACCAAACGGCUUGAAGCCGCUUUUUCCAACAUUCGCCGCCUUCUUAAACCCGGCGGAUAUUUGCUCCUACUAGAGCCGACUAACCCGGAUGUUAUGCAUUUUGGUCUCGUCCUCGGGGGCCUCCCUGACUGGUGGUUGGGCUAUGACGAAGGUCGUAAGAAGUCACCAUUAGUUUCAGUUGAAACAUGGGAGGAAUUGAUGAGAAAAUCCAAUUUCUCUGGAAUUGAUGCGAUAUAUCCACAUCACCCAAAAUUUCCGCUACCAUUUUCGGUGAUGGCUACUCAAGCCGUCGACAAUCGGGUCCAUUUUUUGCGAGAACCAUUGGCGCUGGAACACCAGGCUCUGGGUUUGGAAACAUUGACCAUUAUCGGGGGCAAGUCCAGCCAAACCUCUGUCAUCGUCAAGGACAUCUCAGCAGCAGUAGCUCGGCACUAUAACCACAUCCACAAUGUUCCCUCAGUCAUUGAAUUGAUUCCUUCCGAUCUGCCUUUCAUGGGAACUGUGGUUAGUUUGGUCGAACUAGAUGAACCAAUGUUCAAGGACAUGUCAUCGGAGAAGGUGAAGUCCUUCCAAGAGCUGUUCAAGCAGAGCAAGAACAUCGUUUGGGUCACAUAUGGCGCACAGGGCGACAAUCCGUAUGCCAACAUGUUUACUGGUGUCCAGAGAACGCUGGUCUCAGAAAUGGAUCACCUCCACAUCCAACGCAUCAACUUUCAUACGCUGAUGGAGGCUAAUGGACGGCUCAUAGCUCAGAAACUUUUGCUGCUUGAGAUUGCGGACAUCUGGAACCAGAAUGGUGAGCGAGGUAGGCUUUUGUGGUAUGAUGAACCGGAGCUUUCCUUCAAAAAUGGAAACUUCCUUGUUCCACGAUUCCGCUUGGACCAGAGAAGGAACGACAGGUAUAAUUCCUCCAGGCGUUCUAUGGUCAAGCAGAUUGAUCGUGACGCCUCGUCCGUCUCUAUUGGAUGGUCCAGACUAGGAUACCGAAUUGAUGAAAACAACAUCCGGAGUACAGUUUCGCACCCAGACCGCACAGAUAUAACUGUGACACACUCCCUUCUACGUGCUGUCAAGAUUGCGGACGGCACCAGUCUAUUUCUUGUCUGUGGGACAAAUUCUCAAACAGGCGAGCAUGUUAUAGGAGCAUCGGAAUCUCUGAGUUCUCGCGUACAUACCCCACGUACCUGGGUUGUUCUUUGCGGGGAAUCUGUGGAACAUGGAAUUCAGUCGACAAUUAACCUGUAUAUCUAUUUCCUGGCUACAGCCAUGCUUGACCAAGUCCUCCCAGGAAAGUCGCUGGUGGUUUUGGAUCCGGACUUCUCAUUUGCAUCCAUUUUGACUCAACGGGCCUCCGAGAAAGGCGUCCAGCUCGUAUUGCUAACAACAGCAGACGAUGCCUGCGUAUGGCCAUGGGUUCACAUUCAUCCAUGUGCCACAAAACGCGAGAUACUGGAGAAUUUACCUCACAAUAUUGCUCGUUUUGUCAAUAUUGGUGGCGACCAGGAGUCAACGUCCAUCAUUAAGCAGUGUUUACCGGCCAAUUGUGACGUGCAAACUGAGCAGUCGCUCACAAGUGAAGUGUCGCACUCAGAAUCUUACGAUGCCACUAGCAAAGUUGCUACCCAGAUCCAGGCGGCUUGGAUGAGAAUACAAAACGAACAGGCACCGGUCAAUCCUCUCCGAUUUGGAAGGCUUUGUUUGAAAGAGCUCAUACAGAAUGUUAACCCACGAACUUCACAAUUUGUCAUCGAAUGGGGUAAGAGCAAACUUCUAGCCCAACUUCAGCCCGCCAGUGUGCAGGUCCAGUUUGCAAAAGACAAGACAUAUUGGCUUGUUGGAUUAACCGGUGGACUUGGUCUGUCGCUGUGCCAAUGGAUGGCAGGCCAAGGUGCACGAUACAUUGCACUCUCAAGCCGAAACCCCAAGGUUGACGAAGUGUGGCUGCGUCAAAUGGCUGCUAGUGGUUGCACAAUCCGAGUUUUCUCCAGGACAAUGCCUCCAAUUGCAGGUGUCGCCCAAGGUGCUAUGGUACUCCAAGACACAAUGUUCCCAGACCUUGAUCUCGCCCGGCUUGAGGGAGUGCUUCGACCCAAAGUUGAUGGCAGCAUUAUACUUGAUGAACUCUUCUCGGAUAACACACUCGAAUUUAUGAUAUUCUUCUCGUCCAUGGCUGCGGUGACGGGUAACCCUGGCCAAGCCGCAUACAACGCAGGUAACAUGUUCAUGACCAGUCUUGCUGCUCACCGGAUAAAGCGCGGAUUGGCAACUUAUGCGAUCAAUAUUGGUGCUGUUGUAGGCAAUGGAUACGUAACUAGGGAGCUCAACAUGAGCCAGCAGAAUUACCUUUACCGGGUCGGCCAUUCCUGGAUGUCUGAACAAGACUUCCAUGAAGUUUUCGCCGAAGGAGUCCUGUCUUGCAUGGACCAAUCCGGCAUCGCAGAACUGUUCAGUGGACUGAGAAUUGAUGACGAUGAGUCCAAAAGCUGGGUAUCCAACCCUAUGUUCCAACAUCUGGUAUUCAGAUCAAGCAAUUUGCUUGCCGGAGGCAACAAGGGUAAGGCUGGCGGCAUCAUCAAGGCCCAGCUAUUGGAAGCUAUUUCUCGUCAGGAAGUUAUCGAAAUUCUAGAAGGUGGCUUUGUGCUAAAGCUCCAAUCUGCGUUGCAAGCCGAUCCCGACAAGCCAAUGUUGGAUAUGAGCCCUGACGAGCUAGGCAUCGACUCUUUGGUCGCAGUUGAUCUUCGUUCGUGGUUUUUGAAGGAACUGGGAGUGGACAUGCCCGUGUUGAAAAUCUUCAACGUUGUGUCAAUCCGGGAAUUACUUGCUUCGGCUGCAGAGCUUCUCUCUUAUGCCUUGAUUCCCAACGUUAACGAUGAUGCGAGGCUCUCAGAAAAUUCUCAAUUGGACAAUUCACACGCUUUGAAUGUCCAGAAUAAAGGUUCAGGCGCCUCAAAUGAAACGUCAGCAGAUGAAACAGGCUCCUUCACCGUUGAUAUGAUAGAGUCUCUGAAGUCACGGCACCUGGACUUGGCAAACGCCCACAGCAGUAGCUCCACUGCUUCUCUGCGGGCAGAGGACUCCAAUUCAGAGGAUACCGAGGACCCGGCAUCGUCUAUAUACACAGAUGAUUAUGGUCCGGUAGUCCCCAAUCGUACUGUUCAAAAGAUUCUUCCUAUGUCAUUUGGUCAGUCGCGCUUCUGGUUCCUAAAGUUCUUCGUGGAAGACAAAUCUGCAUUUAACAGCACAACGACAAUUGGCUUAUAUGGGCGUCUUCAGAUUGAUGCCUUCGCUAAAGCCAUUGAAUUGGUGGGCGAGCACCACGAGGCGCUGAGAACAUUCUUUUUCACUGAUGGCGAGAAGCGGCAUAUGCAGGGUAUUUGGACCACCCCAAUUUUGCGUCUGGAACACAUCAAAAUCAUCGACGUAAACGAGGUCGACAAAGCUGCAAAAAAAAUGAAGGCCCAUGUUUUCCACCUUGAACAGGGAGAAAUUCUUCGCGUCCAACUCCUUUCCUUGUCACUAGAGCAGCAUUGGAUAAUCUUCGGAUGUCAUCAUAUUAAUAUGGACGGAAUUAGUUUUGAGAAUUUCUGGUCUGAUGUUGAAAAGGCCUACCAAGGUGUCCCUCUAUCCUCAACUGUGUUACAAUACCCCGACUUUACUCUUCGGCAGUUGCGCGAGUAUGAGUCUGGCGCAUGGACAUCUGAUUUGGACUUUUGGCGCCAAGAAUUUGUUGAACUGCCGCUUCCAAUCCCUCUUCUCCCAUUUUCUCAGCUUAAUGUUCGUCCCAGCGUCUCGCAGUUCGGGUCCCAUACUGCCCUGAUCAGGCUGGAGAUAGGCCUUUGCGCAAAGGUUGAACAGUGUUGUCGGGUGUUCAAAACGACACCAUUCCAUUUUUACCUUGUCAUUUGGGAGAUUCUGGUUCUCAGAUAUUUUGAUAUAGACAGUGUCUGUAUUGGAGUCGGCGAUGGUAACCGGACUGACAGCGACGUGCUCAACAGUGUUGGACUUUUCCUCAAUCUUCUUCCGAUCCGGUUUAUGCGAAAGCCAGAUCAGUCCUUUGGGGAAGCCCUGAAGGAAAUCCGGUACGUGACACAAAACGCAUUCGCACACUCACGCGUGCCAUUCGACGUCAUUUUAAAGGAGUUAUAUGUCACGCGCUCCGCCUCCUACACUCCAUUAUUCCAAAUAUUUUUCAACUAUCGACGAAAGAUUCAAGAAUCCAGAACAUUCUGUGGAUGUCGUGCUGAGGGCGAACUGUUAGGCGCUGGCGAGACAGCGUAUGACCUCAGCUUAGACGUUGUUGACAUCAGCAACGGGGAGACCAUGUUAUGUCUUUCUGUACAGAAGGAUCUGUACAAAAUGGAGCAUGCAGAUAUUCUUGUCCAGAGUGUGGAAAUGAGAAAUCGAUGGCCAGCAACUAUCGUGCACCGUGUUGAUGAAAUUGCUCGUCUUUAUGGAAGCCGCGUGGCCUUGAAAGAUCAACAGAACCAUGUCCUCACGUACUCUCAGAUGCAAAAUCGGGUGACCUGUAUUGCAAAUGAACUUCUCAUCAAUGGGGUCAGGCCAGGAACGGCAGUGGGAAUCUUCCAAUCUCCAAGUAUAGACUGGAUUUGCUCCUUGAUGGCCAUUCUUCGGGUUGGCGGGGCCUAUGUUCCACUGGACAAAAAGGUGGGUAUGAAUCGAUUGAGAGUGAUCACCAACGACUCACGCCUACCGGUGAUCCUGAUUGAUUCCUCUACACACUCAGAAUUUUCACUUCUCAAAUCUGAUGCAGACACAAUUGAUGUCUCCAACCUGCGUGAUGCGACCACAAGUCCUGUGUCUGUCAGAGCUGAGCCCAAGGGAACCGCUGUCAUCAUGUACACCAGUGGGUCCACGAGCACUGCAAAGGCAAUCAAGAUCCAUCACUUGGCCUGGGUACAUAAAAUUCAAGGUGCAAUCGGUGAAUGGAGGCUUGCCGAAGGAGAGGAAAUAAUACUGCAACAGUCGUCCUAUUCUUUUGAUAUGUCUCUUGCCCAAAUAUUCCUUUCACUGUGUACAGCAGGGACCCUUGUUAUUGCAUCAAGCUUGACUCGCAGUGAUCCGAUUGCUAUUUCCGCUUUGAUCGCAGCUGAAAAUGUGACUCUUACGACACUCUCAGCUGCGAACAACCAUAUCUGGGGGGAGGCUUUGUCGAAUGGGCUGAUUCAACAAUUUAAGCUGCUGGACAAAUCGAACUUGCGGCUAAUCAAUGCCUACGGGCCUACGGAAGCCACGUUGGCCUGCAGCAGCACUGAGGUUCCAUAUGCCCAGCUCGACGCAACCUCGGCCAUAAACAACUUGCCUCUCUCCACAUCGCCCAAUUACUCCACCUACAUUGUUGACAGUAGUCUUAACCCUGUUCCCAUUGGAAUACCUGGCGAAGUGGUAAUUGGAGGUGCUUGUGUCAGCCAGGGUUACCUCAACGAAAUCGACACAAAAGCUCGCUUCUUGCAAGAUCAACAUGCCAGUACAUUCUUCCAUGAACAUGGGUGGACAACAAUUCAUCGAACUGGGGACCGGGGGAGACUUUGCAAAGAUGGGACCUUGGUUCUCAUGGGUCGCAUUGAAGGUGACACUCAAGUCAAGCUCGGUGGCAUUCGAAUGGAUCUGGAGGAUAUCGAGGCCACGAUUGUGCGCGCCGCCGGUGGGAAGAUUGUUCAGGCUGUUGUUUCAGUUCGCACUCAACAAGACGUGGAGCAGAGCAAGAUGUUUCAGGUCGCAUUUGUGGUCCUCCGCGAUGACAACCCACCUUCUCAACCGACUCAGUUCCUGCAAAAUCUUGUGGCAGAACUACCGGUGCCUCAAUACAUGCGACCAGCAGCACUCAUUCAAGUUGACUACAUACCGCUAACGCCUUCUGGAAAGAUCAAUCGACCUGCAAUCGAUGAGCUUCCUAUCCCUCGGGCUGCACAACACCAAACGCAUGAUAUAGAUCUUACGGCGUCAGAGCUUUCCCUGCGUCACCUGUGGCACGAAGCGCUACCACAAGGGCUUGCUGAGCACUAUUCUAUCAGCGCGACAUCAGAUUUCUUUCAUGUCGGAGGAUCAUCAUUAGCAUUGGUUAAUUUACAAAGCUUGCUCAAACACCGACUAGGAGUUUCUGUGCCUUUGUACCAAUUGUUUGAGGCAAGCACCCUCCACGCCAUGGCCUUGCGAAUAGGAAAUCUGUCGUCCUCCAUCUCUAAUCCGACGGUGGACUGGGAACAUGAGUUACAGAUUGCACCUGACCUAGAUCAAACCACGCUGAGCUUUGGGGCUACGAUUUUUCCUCCGCAGGGUGUUAAUGUCGUGGUACUCACUGGUUCCACGGGCUUCCUCGGCAAGGAAAUUCUUCAGCAACUUAUCAGCGAUGACCGAGUUAUGCAGAUACACUGCAUUGCUGUUCGAAAGGAGCAGUCUCAAUUACCCGAGAUGUUCUCUCAUGGCAAAGUGAUUUUGCAUCGAGGAGAUCUGGGUGCAUCACAGCUUGGUCUUACCAAUCCUGAAGCAAUAUCCAUUUUUUCUCACGCCGACAUAAUCAUUCACAACGGUGCCGAUGUCUCUUUCAUGAAAAGCUAUCAUACACUCAAACUCAUCAAUGUUGCCUCAACCAAGAAGCUCGUCAAGCUGGCCUUGCCGCGACGUGUCCCAUUCCACUUCAUAUCAUCAGCAAGCGUCGCACGCCUUGCACACAAGGACAGUUUUGGUGAAAUAUCGGUUGCUCAGUAUCCUCCACCUCAAGUGCCCGAUGACGGAUAUGUCGCUGCCAAAUGGGUCAGUGAGGUGUAUCUAGAACGCGUCAGCCACCAGUUCAACCUUCCAGUUUGGAUCCAUCGCCCAUCUAGCGUGACAGGUCCAGAUGCUCCGGAACUCGACCUGAUGAGCAAUCUCAUGCGAUACAUCCAGGAGACAAAGGCUAUACCGGACACGGGAUCUUGGUCUGGCAUGUUCGACUUCAUAUCCGUACAGUCGGCGGCGAGUCAGAUAAUAAAGUCGGCGGAAUCAUCUACAGCCAUUCAGCCAUUUUUCGGGAACGUCAAGUAUAUCUACGAGUCUGGGGAGAUCCAAAUCAGUCAGGAAGACGUGCAGUCGUUAAUGGAGCUCGGGAAAGGUGCUUCAUCUGAAGUGAUACCUGUUGACAGCUGGGCUGAACGCGCGGAGAAAGCGGGAAUGAAUGUGCUACUCGGGGUAUAUUUACGUAGAAUCUCGGGCGGACAGGUCUUGCUGCCGCGGUUGAUCAAAUACAGGGAGGAGACCGGAUGA